UUAAGUUGUUUCAGACACUGUCCCUACUAGUUUUCAAAGUUUAUUGCAAUCUCCACACACGGGGGAGAGAGAGAGAGUACAGAGAGUGAGAGCGAUUGCCAGCAAGAGAGCAGGUAGGGAGUAUAGGGCAGGGAUCAUUCCAGAUUCAGCAACUGGCAGGCAGAACAUGCAGAAGGAAUUAAAUAUGAUGAAGAAUGAGAACAAUGUGGACAAUACACAGGCAUCUCCCUUGUCACGCUGCCUGCAGCCACUAGGGCCUGUUGAAAAGCCUCACAGAACUGUACCACUCAAUGAAGAGUUUGAACCACAACUUGCACAGUUUCAGUAUGGUCCUUCCCUAGGGGAUAUAGAAACCUUCCAUGGAUCCUUGGAAGGAGGGUCCCGAAAACGCAAAAGCAUGCCCACAAAAAUGCCUCCUACUGUCACACCAGAAGAUCCCACCUCACCAUCACACAGAUCUGAAGACAACAAUAGUCUUCCUUUGAUGUUUCAACAAUCCUCACAGCCCAAGUACAGCUCCCAAAUGAUAGACUUGUGUAACCUAGGCUUUCAGUUCUACAGGACUCUGGAGCAUUUUGCAGCAAAGCCCAUUAAACAAGAAUCAAUAAAGCCUAGUAUGAUGUGGCCUAACACACCUGCUUUUGUGCAGUCUCCUUACUCUUAUUAUCCAAAAGUUCAUCCUGGCCUGAUGUUUCCUUUUAUUGUCCCCUCAAAUUUUCAUAUCAGGAAUCCCUUUCAAAUGAAAAGUCCACCAGAGCCAUCAUUCAGGAGGACUGAAGCAAGGGAAAAUGGUGAAAACAAACAAAAGGUGGAAAGAGUAGACGUCAAUCUCCAAAUUGAUGACAGCUAUUAUGUGGAUGUUGGGGGUGAACAGAAACGCUGGCAGUGCCCGAUGUGUGAGAAGUCCUACACAUCCAAGUAUAAUCUUGUCACCCAUAUUUUGGGACACAGUGGUAUCAAACCUCAUGCUUGCUCUCGGUGUGGCAAGCUUUUCAAGCAGCUGAGUCACUUGCACACACAUAUGUUAACACAUCAGGGCACUAGACCACAUAAAUGUCAGGUGUGUCACAAAGCUUUCACCCAAACCAGUCAUCUUAAAAGACAUAUGAUGCAACAUAGUGACAUCAAACCCUACAACUGUAGAAUAUGUGGCAGAGGUUUUGCCUACCCAAGUGAGCUGAAAGCACACGAAUCCAAGCAUGAGAGUGGCAGAGAGAAUAUUUGUGUGGAGUGCGGUCUAGACUUUCCAACUCUUGCUCAACUGAAGAGACAUUUAACAACCCAUCGUGGUCCUAUACAGUACAAUUGCACAGAAUGUGAUAAAACUUUUCAAUAUCCAAGCCAGCUGCAAAAUCACAUGAUGAAGCACAAAGACAUCCGUCCAUACAUCUGCACAGAAUGUGGCAUGGAGUUUGUGCAGCCCCACCAUCUUAAACAACACUCUUUGACCCAUAAGGGUGUAAAGGAGCACAAAUGUGGUAUCUGUGGUCGGGAGUUUACCCUGCUGGCCAACAUGAAGAGGCAUGUGCUGAUCCACACCAAUAUCAGAGCCUAUCAGUGUCACCUUUGCUUCAAGAGCUUUGUGCAGAAACAGACUCUCAAGGCACACAUGAUUGUUCACUCUGAUGUCAAACCCUUUAAAUGCAAGCUUUGUGGAAAGGAAUUUAACAGAAUGCACAAUUUAAUGGGACACAUGCACUUACACUCAGACAGCAAACCUUUCAAGUGUCUCUAUUGUCCCAGCAAAUUCACCUUGAAGGGAAAUCUCACCAGGCACAUGAAAGUCAAACAUGGGGUCAUGGAAAGAGGAUUUCAUUCUCAAGGUUUUGGAAGAGGAAGAAUUACACUGUCCCAAGCAAGUGUCUUGAGAAGCUUGGAACAGGAAGAGCCUUUCGAUCUUUCCCAGAAAAGCCAAGGGAAAGGAAUUUCUUUUCAUUCUGAUGGUGAGAGUGCCAAGGGAAGCUCAUGUCAGGAGGAGGAAGAAGACAACUGCUACGAAGCAGAGCAGUACAGUCCUGGCAUGUACCAUGACGACAACAGCAAGCUGUAUACACCUCAAGAUCUGUCUGGCAAACCAGAAUGUAUAAUGAAAGAUUUCAGGGAGUCUUACUGUGAUGAGAAGGAGGAAAUACUGAGCGAGGGAGGAGUGGAAAAGAAGAAAGGAAAUCCAGACAGAGAAGAAAACCAAGGAAAGAGAAACUUUUCAAACAACAAAGAAUGCAUGAGCUUUAAACCCUUUGAAAAGACCAGAUUCAGUCAUUCUCUGUCUGAUUAUCUUUACUUCAAACACAGAAACAAGAGUUUAAAAGAACUACUGGAAAGGAAAAUGGAAAAACAAGCAAUGUUUAUAAGCAUCUAAAUGGGCCACUUAAGUUAUAACUGGAAACAGGAAGUAGGCAGCUCAAAUAUUAUAGUUUUAACAUGAACUUUACCAAAGAGUGACAGUUUGUAAUGGUCUUUGAGGAUCAACCAGAUCAAAUCAAUACAGAUAAUUUGAGGUAAACAUGUAGAUAACCUGUUGCAUUUCUUUGUGUCAUUGGACUGCUUUAUUUUUCUAAGGUAAACUAACAUUUUUAUACAUAUCGUUUAAUGUAUCAGCAGACCAUAAGGUGGGUACAGAGGUUUUAUUUUCCUUUGUCUAGGACAAUAGAGAAUAUUCCAGUUACCAAAACACAAUGUACUGUAGUGUUUGAUGUAUUAUAUGUCUAAGGAACAUGUAAAAACACUUAUUACUGUAGAUGUCACAAGAUCAGAAGAUAAUAAGUAUUUUUUAAAUAUAUGCAAAAGUAUUGCUAAAUAUGUAUGCAUGAAAAUACUGCCUGCCAUGCAAUCUCAGAACUAACACCAAGAAGUUUUGAGUUACUGAAAAUGACUACUUUAAUAUAGCUGUUUGCAGUGGGGAAUGGGAAACAAUAUAAAAGGAAACUUGAAUGUCUUGUCAGAUGGAGAAUAACAGCUUUAUAAAGCACAGCCCAGUUAAAGUCCUGGGAUUGCUUCAGGUAACACAAGCUUUUAUGACACGCGGGAUCUUGAUGCUUUUCUGCACUUCUGUCAAUAUGGGAGAACUUAUCAAUUCUUCAAAUGAAAGUGCUUGGACUGAGCUGACAUUUUAUGUCAUUGUUCAUGCAGACCAGUACACUUGAGCAGCAGCACACAUUACAUUUGCUAUAAUUGUGCAUAAACAAUAAGAGUGAGAGAGAAUUCAUUUCAUUGAGGGAAUGAUGAUUAAAUUGUGGUCAGUUGUCUAUGAGCUUGAGCUGGAAGGGCAGUGAUAAUUUGAAAUUCAAUAUACAACUGGUUUUGUUUUAGUAGAAUCAGUGUCAAACAAAACAGCCCUCCCUGCACCAGAACACCCCAUAGAAAGUAAUGACAACUUCCUGUAGUUUAAAUCACCUUCUAUUGGACUCACAAAUUGUUUCUCAUUAAUGCAAGUGACCUAUAGGAUCCAAUCUUUACACAUAAUUAAUAGAAAAUAGAGUUUCACUCAUGCUGUUCUUUAUGAGUCAGUCUCUCAAAUUUUCAUCCUCUGACUCACAUCUUAUUUUAUGUUACUGGGCAGGGAGCAUUUAUUUUUAAUUAGUGCCAUUACGUUGUCAUUGAGUAUUUAUGUGGAACACUUAGAACUACUGGUCCUUUUCUCUGCCCACUAGAAACAAGUUGUUCAAAGCACAUUCCUUCCAACAUAUAAUUUGUUUGACCACUGCCCGGAUUCCUGCAUCUUCAAGAUUUAUAACAAACAGCCCCAGGCUACAUUGUUACUUAAAAGGGAAGUGAUAAAGUCUUAAUACCUGGUUGAUUAAUUUCUUGUGUCAUUUUAAGAUCCUGAAUUGAUAAGUAAACAUGUGCUAAGAUUUUAUUUACAGGUACAUAAUAUAUUGAAAACAAUUUCAUUUUUUAUGUACCUGACACAUCCUUAAUUUUGAACUCUGUGCACCAUGCAAUAAAGGAGGUCUACAGCAUAGGAAUUUGAUAUGAUACACACUUAUUUUAUAUAAAUCAUAUAUUUAUGUGUUGUUAGGUUUAGAGACCUGUUACUUCUGCUUCAAAAUCUCAGCCAUCUACCACUCAGGAAAAUCCCCCUUGGGUUACAUAAGUCAUGGUUCUCGUACCCUUUCUCUGAGCAUGCUAUUACAUGGCAAUAUCACCCAUUUGUAGGCACAUGCAGACAAUCUGCAGCAGGAAGUGUGCGGUGGUGUCUGUUCACCUUCCAAACAGGGGACACAACAUGAAACACAGACCCUGAAUAAGUGGCACAAAAAUAUGGCUCUUACAGGACACUUAAGGAGAUGGGGUUUAUUUCUAGUGGCAUUUUUAGAAUAAAUGCCAGGUUACACUGCAUUUGUUUGAACUGUAGGUAAUUUUAGGACUAUAAUGUAUGACAUUCCUCAAAAUGAGGUAUGUUUGAAAGGCAUGAGGUAUGGCAUUUUAUGGUAGGUCCAGGCCAUUUUGUCAAAUGCAUUUAGUUUCUGCAUUAUUUCCAACAAGAGACUACCCAUCCCAGUAGUUGUAUUAUAAAACAGACCUUGU
This is a messenger RNA of Alligator sinensis (Chinese alligator), 4527 nucleotides long. It is a transcript of the gene ZNF366, whose product is annotated as zinc finger protein 366. Bases 167 to 2359 code for a protein of 730 amino acids. The transcript has 5 exons. Gene Ontology annotation, molecular function: chromatin insulator sequence binding. Gene Ontology annotation, biological process: regulation of transcription by RNA polymerase II. Gene Ontology annotation, cellular component: chromosome. Lineage: Eukaryota; Metazoa; Chordata; Crocodylia; Alligatoridae. The record is from RefSeq and is a predicted model, not a curated record.